Messenger RNA from Toxotes jaculatrix (banded archerfish), 2031 nucleotides. It is a transcript of the gene znf622, whose product is annotated as zinc finger protein 622. The coding region runs from base 144 to 1568 and encodes 474 amino acids. The transcript is spliced from 7 exons. Gene Ontology annotation, molecular function: nucleic acid binding; zinc ion binding. Gene Ontology annotation, biological process: ribosomal large subunit biogenesis. The record is from RefSeq and is a predicted model, not a curated record. NCBI's taxonomy places the organism in Eukaryota, Metazoa, Chordata, Actinopteri, Toxotidae. Gene Ontology annotation, cellular component: preribosome, large subunit precursor.
AGGACUUUACCCCUGGUGUAAUACAGUCUAUGCUUUACCCUCGUGUGCUGCUGUGGCUACGGCGGUGAGAGAGCGACACGGUUACCUAAAAAGAGAUUAAAAACAUAUUUUGUCGGAGGAGUCAGCUCACCGUAUAGGUUGUCAUGGCCUCCUACACUUGCAUCAGCUGCCGCGUGGCCUUUGCUGAUGGCGAGGUUCAGCGGGCGCACUACAAAACCGACUGGCACCGCUACAACCUGAAGCGCAAGGUGGCCGACAUGCCACCUGUCACUGCUGAAAACUUCCAGGAGCGCGUCCUGGCACAGAGGGCUGCUGCAGAACAGCAUCGGAGUGAUGCAACAGUCACAGAGGGCUGCACUGUCUGCAACAAGAAGUUCUCCAGCGCCAAUGCCUACCAGAACCACCUGCAGUCCCACAAACACCAGCAGGCAGAGAAGCAGGCCCUGCUGGCUUCUCAGAGGAAAGUGGAGAAGAUGAACGAGAAGAACCUGGAAAAAGGACUUGGUGACGAGAAGGUGGAUCGCGACGCCAGGAACGAGGCCCUGCAGCAAGCCCUGAAAGAGCAGCAAAGGUUGAGCCUGACUAAGCAAGGGGAGGCUCAGACAUCACAAGGAGCGAUGAAGCAGAGGACAGAGAGGACGGACAAACCACCCCGGAUGAUGUGGCUGGAGGAGCAAGCCAAGAGGCGAGAGAGGGAAGAGGGAACCACAGCUGAGGAAGAAGAGUGGGAGGACAUGGAUGAGGAGGAUGAGGAUGAUGAUGAGAUGGAGGAGGAGGAGGAGGAUGAAGUUGAAGAGGAGACAAUGGAUCAGGAGGAAGGAGACUCAGCGGCUCAGUCUGAGCCCCACCCAGCUGCUCUGCCAGGUUCCAUCCCCGUCACCGAGUGCCUGUUCUGCUCCCAUCACUCCAGGUCACUCAUGAAGAAUGUCACCCACAUGACCAAAGUUCACAGCUUCUUCAUCCCCGAUGUGGAGUUCCUCGUCGACCUCAAGGGUCUCAUCCGUUACCUCGGAGAAAAGGUUGGUGCCGGGAACGUGUGUUUAUGGUGUAAUGAGAAGGGGCGUUCGUUUUACUCGACAGAAGCAGUACAGAGUCACAUGACAGACAAAAGCCACUGUAAAGUCUUCACAGACGGCGAUGCUGCGCUGGAGUUUGCAGACUUCUACGACUUCAGGAGCAGCUACCCCGACAGAAAGGAGGGAGAGGACUCUGAAAUGAACGACGAAGAGCUGCCCGACGACAAGAACCUGGAGUACGACGACGAAACACUGGAGCUGACUCUGCCAUCAGGUGCCACGAUCGGCCACCGCUCCCUCAUGAGGUACUACAGACAGCGGUUUGGAGCUCAGCGAGCGGUGGCUCUGACCCACAGUAAGAAUGCUGUAGGCAGAGUCCUCCGGCAGUACAGAGCCCUGGGCUGGGGAGGAGAUGGAGGCAACAGCUCCUUCCAUCAGAAACAGAGGGACAUGCAGUACGUACAGAUGAUGAAGUCGAGAUGGAUGCUGAAGAUGGGCAUGAGCCACAACGCCACCAAGCAGAAGCACUUCAGAGUCCAAGUCAUGUUCUAAUCUCGGUUCCGGAGGAAACUGAACGUGGUCACAUCUGUGUUUCCCAGCCACAGAGACUCAGAGUGUGUUGAUUUGAUAACUGCAGCAAAAACCCUGACGAGUACAAAUCUGUGCUAACUUUACUUUUCUUAAGUGAAGAAACAGUUUUCCUAAUUUCCAGCUUUCUUACAUCUCUGUAAUGUUUUAUCAGCGUGUGGAAAACGUGGGUCCACAGUGAGUCUGUUUGACGUCGACUCUGACAUACCAUCAACUUAACUGCAGAAAAAAAGGCCACUUAGGUGGAGAUCAGGGGCUCGAAUCACACUUAGGAAAUUAUUUUGAAACUAUAUGGAUCAUGGACUCUUCAGCUGCACAACACACUUUUUUUUUUUUUUUUAACUAAUGGUGGGAUUACAUCUGUAUGAUUCAGCAUGCCCUGCGUAUAAUACAUCCAACUAAAUAAAUAUAUUUCAUAUUUAUUGGA